AUGAGCAAUUACACAAUUACACUGACCGGACCUGCACCCUGGGGUUUCAGGCUGCAGGGAGGCAAAGAUUUCAACAUGCCCCUCACUAUCUCCAGGAUCUCACCGGGCAGCAAGGCGGCGCAAGGCAACCUGACCCAGGGUGACAUCAUCUCGGCGAUCGAUGGGGUCAGCACAGAGGGGAUGACCCACCUGGAGGCCCAGAACAAGAUUAAGUUAGCCACCAGCAAACUCAGCCUCACCAUGCAGAGGUCGAGACGUCCAGCCCCUGUUCCCACGGCAACCCCAAGAAUGGAUUCCCCUAUGCCAGUGAUCCCACACCAGAAGGUUAUUGCCAACACAGCUGCCAACACUGAGUACGUGCCCAGUUUUAACCCCAUUGCACUGAAGGACUCAGCACUGUCCACUCACAAACCCAUAGAAGUGAAAGGUCCCGGUGGCAAGGCAACCAUUAUCCACGCCCAGUACAACACUCCCAUUAGCAUGUACUCGCAAGAUGCCAUUAUGGACGCUAUCGCCGGCCAGGCCCAGAUCAGAGGAAACGAGAUGAGUGGUGAAGAUGCAGGAUCUCCCUUGGCCACUCUCCCAGUUAAAGACCCUCUGGUGGACAGUGCCUCCCCAGUGUACCAGGCAGUCAUUAAGUCUACUGACAAGCCGAUGGAGCUGUCUGACUGGGCCCGUCGUGCUGCCAACCUGCAGUCCAAAUCCUUCCGAGUCCUCGCUCACAUCACAGGCACCGAAUACUUGCAAGAUCCAGAUGAGGAAGCUCUGAGAAAAUCAAGGGAAAGGUUUGAAUCAGAGGUGAAAGGCCCACGAUUUGCCAAAUUGAAAAACUGGCACCAUGGUCUGUCUGCACAAAUCCUCAAUAUCCAGGGGUAA
Molecule: messenger RNA, 876 nt
Organism: Chanos chanos (milkfish)
Lineage: Eukaryota; Metazoa; Chordata; Actinopteri; Gonorynchiformes; Chanidae
Gene: ldb3b
Product: LIM domain binding 3b
Exons: 9
Coding region: 1-876 (291 amino acids)
Biological process (GO): actin cytoskeleton organization; muscle structure development; heart development
Cellular component (GO): stress fiber; filamentous actin; adherens junction
Molecular function (GO): actin binding; muscle alpha-actinin binding
Source: RefSeq, a predicted model, not a curated record